Molecule: messenger RNA, 1316 nt
Organism: Nannochloropsis gaditana CCMP526
Exons: 2
Source: RefSeq, a predicted model, not a curated record
AAUGAGGAGGACAACGAGGCCUUAUCCUCGAGCUUGUGGUCUUCCUCUUCUCACACUGAGUCCAAUGAGGACGAGUACCUCAUUUGCUCCUCCCGCCAACGGUCCACGGUCUCCUCCUCUUCUUCGUCAGAAAACAGUGACGGCGACGAUGGAUCUGAUAGCAGCAGCACGGGAAGUGAAGAUCGGGCCCCGCGGGAGGAGGAGGAGAAGUCAGGGCGACCGCUGUCAGAAAAUAUUGCUCACGGCCGGGGCCAUGGGAACCCGUGUUUCUCCACAGCACAAGAGGGUGGAGGCAAAGUAGGGAGCGGUAAGGAGGGGGACAAGGGCGUGCGAAGCCAGCAUGGGCGCGAGGGGAAGGGAAGGGAUAUGAUGAAGGAAGAGGUGUCCAGCAGGGAUGAGGGGGAAUGGACGGGCAUGGAGAGCGAGGAGAGGUUACGGUCGCAGGCAGCAGCCGCGGUGCCUUCCUCUAGUCGCACUAUUGAGGAAGCAAUCCAGUGGGAGCUUUGAGAGGAGGAGUGGCAGAAGGUGCUCCUCCGUUACGAGCGGCUGUUGACGGAGCAGCAACAGGUGUUAAGGGCAGUGAGCGCGCCCCUCUUCUCCCCGCCUUCGCCGUCAGCCUCCCCUCUGCCUGCAACUGGAGGGCCGCGACCCCAGCAACCAACACAAACAGAGAGAGCGCUAGCAGCACAUGAACAACCGUCACAAGGGCCGCCACCGCAGGAAGAAAAGAUAAUGCGCCACGCGCAGCAACAGCGUUACAACAACAACGGCAGCCAGAAAACAAACGCAGCAGCAACGACAACUGCAGCAAAAAGAACAGCAGCAGAAAGAUGAGCCGCAGCCAAAAAAGAAAAUGCACCCGCAGCAACAGCUUGAGCUACAACAACAUGAGCAACCCAAAAAAACAAGCAGCAGCAACGACAACAACAGGAGGGACUGUCACUAAAGCAUGGAAAGCAGCAAAGGCCGGAAAAGGAGGGAAGCAGCCAGUGCUGCCACAAAAGAAAGAGAAGCAGACGCAACUAGCAAUAGGGACGGGACAACAGCAGUUGGGGUACCAGGCUCUGCGGAAAGAUCUUAAGAUGGAGAUUAUCGCAUGCAACAAAGAGCUUCACUUGUUGAAGCAGGCCUCUCGCGUCCGCACAGACCAGCAACUGGCCGCUGAAUGUGAAAGGGCCGUCCUCCUCCGCCAGCGCCUGCAUAAGGCUCAGGAACAACUCACCUCCUUGGCGACGGUGCCCAAACUGCAGUCACAGGAGCGGGAAAAGGAGCACAGCGAGACGGGAGGGGGCAACGGGAAGACAUGCGGGGAGGCA